Molecule: messenger RNA, 2691 nt
Organism: Dermacentor silvarum
Lineage: Eukaryota; Metazoa; Arthropoda; Arachnida; Ixodida; Ixodidae
Product: thimet oligopeptidase-like
Biological process (GO): peptide metabolic process; proteolysis
Cellular component (GO): mitochondrial intermembrane space
Molecular function (GO): metalloendopeptidase activity
Source: RefSeq, a predicted model, not a curated record
UGCGCACGACACUAACAGCCUUGUUGGUCGUCGACCGGCGUUUCUGCCAUCUCACCUCCUGCUGCGAUUUUCGCAUCCGCCGUAUGUCCAUUACCCUCUCUUGGCUUUCGAUCAGAGUUUCUAAGCUAAUAGCAAAGUGAGCGAGGAGGAGGGGAGCAGGAACCAUCUAUGCCCAUUGCUAUCGCGAGGCUCGCCACACUGCGACUCGCAAGCAGGACAUCGUUGAGAGUCGCCGGCGUAGCAAGCAGAGCUUGUUUCGCAGGAUUACGGUCAGCACAGCGGCCCGUUAUCGUGUCGUCGAGGUACUACUGCGAGUCAUCGCUUGCCUUGAACGUCGCCCGAAGCCGUCGGGAGCAAGCCUUCAGCAUGGACACGGAGAACGGCACCGCCCCCGGGAUACUCAGAGCAUGGGACUUCAACAUUUGUCCCAAAGACCUGCACACUAGGGCGUCCAAAAUAAUGGACGAGUGCCGCAAGAUAUGCGACAAGGUCGGCGCGUUGCAAGGUGACGAGAUCACCUUCGAGUCUGUGCUUGAGGAAAUUGCAGAGGGCCAACGUAUGUUCGCCAAUGAGAGGCUCUACCUCGACCUGCCAAUGUAUGUUUCAGCCAAUAAGGAACUUCGUGACGCCAGUGCCGAUGUCUCGACCAAGCUCAACGAGUUUGAAAUUGAGAUCGACAUGCGGACUGACAUCUUUGAGAAGCUGCUUGUGCUGGAAAAGAAAGACACAAGCUGCCUGUCGCCUGAGAGGAAACGCUUUCUCGAAAGGCUCAUCAAACUCCGCAAGCGAGACGGUCUCCACCUGGGGGCAGAUGUGCAGGAGCAGGUGAAGCAGCUCAAGAAUGAGCUCAGCGACCUCGAAGUCAAGUACAACAAGAAUUGCAAUGAGGAGAACACGGUGCUCGAGUUCACCGAAGAGGAGCCGGGCACACCCGAGGACUUCAUCAAGAGCCUGGAGAUGGUCGAGUCCGGCAAACGGAAGGUGACGCUGAAGCACCCACAUGUGAUGCCCAUCAUGAAGAUGGCUGCUGACCCAGAGACUCGCAAGAAAGUCAACUUCGCUUGUGAAUCCAGGUGUGUUGCUGAGAACAUUCCUCUACUGGAGAAGGCCAUUUCUCUGCGGCACAAGAAAGCGCAGAUCCUGAGCUACCCGACGCACGCCGACUACAUCACCGAGUUGCUGAUGGCGCGCUCGGCUGCCAACGUGCGGCGCUUCCUCACCGAACUAGCUGACAAGCUGCAGCCCCUGUGGGCCAAGGAGAAGAAAGUGCUGCUCGAACUGAAAGAAGAAGAGUGCAAGCGCCAUGGGAUCCCGUUUGAUGGCAAGCUGAACGCCUGGGACGUGGCCUUCUACAAGAAUCUGGUGGAAGAGCGCCACUACAAGGUGGACCAGGAGAAGCUGCGGGCAUACUUUCCCCUGGAUGUCGUCAUGAAGGGCCUGUUCGGCAUAUACGAGCUGCUGCUGAGCUUGAAGUUCGAGGAGAUUGAGAAGCCUGCCCUCUGGCAUCCUGAGGCUCGCAUGUUUAAGGUGAACGACAGCGAGACCAAGGAGCUGCUUGGCUACUUCUUCAUGGACCUGUUUCCACGAGAGGGCAAGUACAGCCACUUCUGCAACAUUCCACUGCAGGCAGGCUGUCGCAAGCAGGAUGGCUCCAGGCAGAUACCUGUCGUGGCCGUCGUCUGCAACUUUCCGAAGCCCACAGAGGACAAGCCGUCUCUGCUGACACACACUGACGUGGAAACCUUCUUCCACGAGUUUGGCCAUACCAUGCACCACAUUUGCAGCAAGGCCGAGCUAGUCAUGUUCGAAGGCACGACGGUUGAGCGGGACUUCCUGGAGUGCCCAUCCCAGAUGCUGGAGAACUGGUGCUGGGACUUGGAGGGCCUGAACCGCAUGUCUAAGCACCACGCUUCUGGCGAGCCACUUCCCAAGCAUUUGGCCGACCCGCUGAUUGCCUCGCGGCUCGCCAACGUGGGCCAGUUCAACCUGCGCCAGAUCACUCUGGCCAUGUUCGACUUGGAGCUGCAUGUCAAGCCACAGGCAGAGACGGCCAAGCUGUUUGCAGAAAUCCAGGACAAGCUGCUCGGCUACAAGCCGCAGGAUGGGACCAACUUUGCCGCCAACUUCAGUCACUUGAUGGGCGGCUAUGACUCGCGCUACUACGGUUACUUGUGGAGUCAAGUGUACAGCAUGGACCUGUUUGACACUCGCUUCAAGAAGGAGGGCAUCCUGAACCCCAAGACCGGCAUGGACUAUCGGAAGCAGAUUCUUGAGCCUGGCUCGACGAAGGAUGCUGAAGAGCUCCUGAGGAAUUUCCUGGGCCGGGAGCCGAGAAUGGAUGCAUUCCUUGUGAGCAAGGGUCUGGCACCUCCAAGCUGAUGUCGCAUCUAGUUAGCAUCUGGGCCUGGUCGAAAAGUUGCAUCUUGCGCUGUCCUUUCUUUUUUUUUUUUUCUAUAACUGCAUAUAAGUGCAGACUGAACCUUCGACCUCAUCAACAGCUCCUGAUGUCACUGUAUUGCUUCAAGAGGAGGAAGCUGAGGUGCUUUGCUUCUUCUUAUGUGCCAUGAUGCGUCAUGUCCUUGACGAGCAACACGUGUGCGUGACUGAGUGGUGACUUGGCGUCAAGGUCAAGGGAUGCGUUUCUUUUUACUUAUACGUCUGUUCAAAUAAAGGGCUUUACACAUUUCGUUA